UGUCAACCGGGACGCGAUCCAGGCAUUCGGGCGCAAAGCUCGUCGUGCUCUCGAGAACGCAGCAUCCACGGACGCCGAGCGUGUGCAAUACAGCGGCUUCAACGCGUCCGAGGGGUGGGUAAAGAAGUUUGUCAAGCGCAACAAACUGUACUCCCGUGCACUUCACGGCGAAGCAGGCAGCGUCGACGACGAAUCCAUCGCCGAUCGCCUCAGAGUAAUCCGCGAGACGUGCGCUCAGUAUGCCCCAGAAUGCGUCUACAACGCCGACGAAACCGGGCUGUGUGAUCAUGCCCAAGGCUACGUACCUCGCACCAUCAGAGCUCAAGAAGCCCGUGCGAGGCGUGAAAGGUAUGAGAGCGAAUGAUCGAGUCACCGCCUACAUGGCUACGAGCGCCAGCGGGCGUAAGGUGCCGCUGUCUUGUAUCGGCACAGCCAAGGAGCCCCGGUGCUUCAAGAUCCGGGGCUCACCCAUCAAGUACUUCAGCCAGAAGAACGCGCGGUCGGACGCGCGAGUGUUCAAGCUGUGGUGGUCACAAGUGUUCCUGCCAUACGUGCGCUCCGUCACCAGCGAGAAGGUUCUUCUCAUCAUGGACAACCACAGCAGCCACGCCGACCUCGUAGACCCCAAGGAGCAGGGCGAAGCUGCUGGGAUUCGCGUCGACACGAUGACGUCGGCGGCGCAGCUACGGGAGCAGGCGAAGGAGCGCAAGGUGAUUCGGGGCUGCAUGGGGCUCGCGGAAGGAGCGCAGCCUCACAUCCUGGACGCAGCUGAGCUAGGCUUCGAGGCGUGGAAGAAAGUUUUGCCGGAGACAAUCAAGAGGUGCUGGAGGAAAUGUGAAAUCCUUCCUCCUGCGGUGCACGCGGACCUCGACCAGGACGUGGGAAAGAAUAUCCGCAACAAGAAGGAGAGUCUCGAAGAGUUGACGGACUUGGUGCAGCGUCUUUCUCCUGAGGCGGGGAAGACAACUGUCGAUGAAGACCUUGGCGAGGCGCUUAAGGGUCUGGGGUUGGCACCUGGCGCAACGCCAACCUGGGCUUCCAUGGAAGCCGUGCAGACAUGGUUGCGUGUAGAGGAAGAAGACGGUGUAGCGGAGGCGAUUAUUGCAGAUCUGAAGGACGAUCUUUGUGAGGAGUCGCUUGCCCACCUGAACACGGACCAGCUGAACAUAGACUCGGACGACGACGAGGCCGACUCUUCGGCGGGAGACGAGGGACAGUGUACGCAGCCUCUGGUCUCUCCUCGUCCGCCACCGUACGCUNCAUGGUUGCGUGUAGAGGAAGAAGACGGUGUAGCGGAGGCGAUUAUUGCAGAUCUGAAGGACGAUCUUUGUGAGGAGUCGCUUGCCCACCUGAACACGGACCAGCUGAACAUAGACUCGGACGACGACGAGGCCGACUCUUCGGCGGGAGACGAGGGACAGUGUACGCAGCCUCUGGUCUCUCCUCGUCCGCCACCGUACGCUGACGUAUCUAGGCAGUUCGGAGACCUCGAAGAAAUAAUAGCAGAGAGGUGCAGCAUGGCCGGGGUAGCUUACCAUCUUCGCAAGGCGAAGUUAGCCUGGAUGAGCGAGGCUGGGUCAAAGAAAACGAAGCAAACAUGCAUGGCAGACUUCAUGUAA
This is a messenger RNA of Ectocarpus sp. CCAP 1310/34, 1619 nucleotides long. The record is from the annotation of a GenBank genome assembly. NCBI's taxonomy places the organism in Eukaryota, Phaeophyceae, Ectocarpales, Ectocarpaceae.